Molecule: messenger RNA, 2250 nt
Organism: Acanthisitta chloris (rifleman)
Lineage: Eukaryota; Metazoa; Chordata; Aves; Passeriformes; Acanthisittidae
Gene: LONRF1
Product: LON peptidase N-terminal domain and ring finger 1
Exons: 12
Coding region: 1-1710 (569 amino acids)
Molecular function (GO): protein binding
Source: RefSeq, a predicted model, not a curated record
AUGAGUGGCCCAGAACUGGAUGCAGGAUUCAAGGGUACUCAAGGUGUGGCUUCACCACUGCUGAGUACAGGGGGCAAUAACUUCCCUGGUCCUGUUGGCCACGCUAUUUCUGUGUCUUCAGAUUCCAGUGACUUGAUGCUAAGAAUUUAUAGAGCUGAGUCCUAUGUUGGCCUCCAAGAAUAUAAAACAGCCAUAGAAGAUCUAAAUUUUGUUAUUUCUAAAAUGCCAAAUUGGCCAGAGGUCUACUUCCAGAAAGGAAAAGUGCUGCAAGACUCUGGCUUUGUAGGUGAUGCCUUACAACUGUUUCUACAGUGCUUAGCCCUUGAUGAGGACUUCCUUCCAGCCAAGCUAGAAGUAGAAAAGACAUUGUGUGAUGUUUUGUCACCAGAGAAGCUAGGUGAGAGUCUGAAGGAAUCUGCUUGGAAUUCACCUCAUAUUCGAAAUAAACCUUUUAUGCUUGGUUCUGAGCUGACUGCAUCUUACUGCAAUUUACAACUUUGUCCUCAGCAGAGUUUAGGAGGAUCAGAUGUCCUGGAGCCUGUCAGUGGAGGCUUAAAUCGUGCACAGUCUGCCCAUGCUCUUAACUCAACAAAAGACCUUGCCAAGGAAGAUGGCUUAAAGAGAGUGUCUUCUGAACCCCUUCUCUCUGGCCAAGGAAAAGGUGCUUUGUUAAAAAGAAAGCUUUCCUUUUCCGAACAGGAUACAGUCGUAUGUGAGGAUGGAAGAAACAAACACAAAAAGCAAGGAGAAAGUACAAAAAGGGACAUGACACUGGCUUUUGGAACAAUUCCAGGGGAUUUGAUUGAUGUAUCAGAUUUUGAGUGCUCUCUAUGUAUGAGGUUAUUCUUCGAGCCAGUGACAACCCCUUGUGGUCAUAGUUUUUGCAAAGGCUGUUUGGAACGGUGUUUAGAUCACGCUCCACAGUGUCCACUCUGUAAGGAGAGUUUGAAAGAGUACCUUGCAAGCAGAAAAUAUAGUAUCACAGAACUCCUGGAGGAAUUAAUAAUGAAAUAUUUGUCUGAUGAAUUAUACGAGAGAAAAAGAAUUCAUGCUGAAGAAACUGCUGAACACUCCAACUUGACCAAGAAUGUUCCAAUGUUUGUUUGCACUAUGGCAUAUCCUACUGUGCCUUGCCCUCUCCAUGUAUUUGAGCCAAGAUACCGACUAAUGAUUCGCAGGAGUAUGGAAACUGGAACUAAACAGUUUGGGAUGUGCAUAAGUGAUUCUCAAAAUGGUUUUGCAGAUUAUGGAUGCAUGCUUCAAAUUAGGAAUGUUCAUUUUCUCCCUGAUGGACGGUCUGUUGUUGAUACAGUUGGUGGAAAGAGAUUUAGAGUUUUACAGAGAGGGAUGAAAGAUGGUUAUUGCACUGCAGACAUCGAGUAUUUGGAAGAUGUUAAGGUUGCUGAUGAAGAAGAACUAAAGAAAUUGAGAGAGCUUCACAAUUUUGUUUACAGUCAGGCCUGCAGUUGGUUCCAAAACUUAAGAAACAAGUUUCGCACUCAAAUUCUUCAGCACUUCGGGCCAAUGCCUGACAGGGAGGAAAAUAUACAGGCAAUGCCCAAUGGUCCUGCUUGGUGUUGGUGGCUUCUAGCUGUUCUCCCAGUAGAUCCCAGAUACCAGCUCUCAGUUCUCUCCAUGAUGUCUUUAAAAGACCGUCUGAUAAAAAUCCAACAUAUACUCACAUAUUUUUCUAGAGACCAGUCCAAGUGACUAACCGCCUGGGUCUUCCUGAAAAGUUACUCUGUUCUGGUUGUAGUAGCAGCUGGAAUUUUUGCUGCCUUUGCACAUCUAGCACUGGUUUGAGAAGUGUAAUGGAACUGUCUUUUCUCUCCUCCACACCCUCCUAACUUUCUGAACCACGUGGUUCUUUGAAUGCACAUUUUCUUCAACUAUGAGAGAAGACCACUGACGAUUGCACAACGUCAAUCCAGCUAGAUAUGUUUUUCACGUUAUCUACAUUAAAAUUUGCACUAUGUAGAAGAGAACCUUUUUGAGACUUGAUUGUUUUAGCAACUGACUUUUUUAAGCUGUGGAAGUGCAGGACUUAAGGCUGACAGUCCAAGUUUACAACACUGAGGAGAUAUUAAAGGUUUUGCAAAUGUUUGCCUCAUACAACUGUUCUUUUGCUGUUUGCACAAACAUUGAAAUAUAGUAUUGAAUGUCACAGUUGGAUAUUACUACUCCUGUUGAAUUAUCUUGACCAUGAAUAUGGCACAGAUUUUUAAGUUAUCUUGUAAAUGCAUCACAAAA